AUAGUUUGACAAAGGUGAUAUCAAUGCUAACGCCGGAGUAGUGAUUCCUCAAACAUUUUUGCAAGAGAUUACAAUUGCAAAUAAGAUCCUUGUUCUGACGCUCUUUCAUUUGUUUCUAUCCGAGUAAUAGGUUCACCAUCAACCCUUUAUGUAAGACGUGUCUCUUCACAGUUAAGCCAUUAGCAGCGCGAUGUAUGUAACAAAAGUCAUUGCAUACUCUGGAAAUAGUAUUAUUUUUCUGUAGUAGUAUAAUCCCAUGCCAAAUACGAAUAGAGUGAAUGUCAGUGGUAUGUUUCUUACAUAAUCGAUUACUUAACAAAAUUGUUGGAUCACAAGGUCGAUGAACAGUGUGGGAUUCCCCUAACUGCUAUCUUCUUGUGUUUCUAUCGCGCGGGAGCUCUUACUGAGUGCAAGAAUCGCGACGCAUUGGUCGUGCCCUGGGCUGAUGGCUCUCAUCUGUGAAUGAAACUGGUCGGCGUCGGCGUGGCGCUGGUCCUAUUGAUUUCGGACACAGCUGCCCGCCGAGUGCAGUAUCGGCUUGCCAGUUCGUUGUCGCCGCUGUGUGUUAGGUAACGGGGACAGAGCAUGUAUUUCGGCGAUCACUUACAACUGCCUGUCGCGAGAAAGGACUGCUCUUGUGCGCUUACUCUGUUCGUCCGUCAUUUCACGUGUGGCGCAUCCUCCCGUCGCAUUCGUGAACACGAAGCGCGAAAACAAAGUCGGGUUAUGGACUCCCUGAACAGCGUGUCGCGCUGACGCAUUGAGCGGCAGGCAUGUCUGAGCUAUUAAUGGCUCAGUGAGGGUAAUCAAAGAGGUCUGUACAUAGUAGAACGUGGUGAUGGCUUCAAAGAUGCCGGAAAUGACUUAUUCUUGUGAAAUAUGUGGAGUUGAAGGAUUAAAUGAAGAGGAGAUGCGUUCACAUAUGGUGGUGUACCAUUUAGAAGGUGCUGUUUCGUGUCCUUUUUGUGAUCUGGGUGAAGUGUCUGCAGAACAGUUGUUAAUGCACGUAAAUAGUGCUCAUUUGGACUAUUUAACCCCUGAACAAGAAUUGCUUGCAUUCAUUGAUGAUGAAGAUAUUGAUGGUAGGGAUGACUCUUGUGUUCCUUCAAGACCUUUGCCUUGGGAACUUUAUUCUGAACCAGGUACUGACAGUGCCAGUAGCUGCUGGGAAAAUAACAUUAACAACAACAAUAAUAACAAUAAUAAUUACUGUGGUGCAGGAAGGAGUACAGACCCUGAUCCAAGUCACAGCACUUGCACAGUGGCAUCCAGCAGCUCAGUUGCUGGCUCUGGUUCUCCCUUGCGUUCACAGUUAGCUUUAGAUCUACGAGCAAGUGCUUCACCUGGUCCAAACCCUGCUUGUAAAAAGUCCGUCCAACCACAACAGUGCCCCAUGUGUUCUUACACCAGUUUGGAUCCUCUGCAGCUUGAAGAACAUAUCAACAGGCAACAUUUUGAUCUGACGAGCCCAUCAUUCCCACCGGCAACACCACCUGGAUUGGAGGAAUCUGUGUACAGUUGUCCACUUUGUGUACGAACAUUUCAAAACAGUCCAGAUUUAGAACUGCAUGUAAACAUUGAACAUAAAGACAUUCUUAGCCCUGCAAAGCCGCAGCAGCCUGUAAAUAGUGUGGAGAACUGGAGUGAUAGCUGUCCUGUAUGCUGUAUGACUAACUUCAAGAGCAAUCAGGAGAUGGUAGCCCAUAUUGAAGAACAUUUUAAUAAUAAGGGUUUGUCACCUAUUACUCCAGACAUGUCCUGUGAUCGGAUGUUGGCUCGAGAAAUAGAAAAGCGGGAAAGAGAGGUUCGCAGAUUACGUGAGCAACGAGAAUUUGAAAUGUUAAGGGCCCAAUAUGGAAUGGACAAUCAAGGGAACUUCAGAGAACAGAGUCUGACCAACAUGCAGAAAGCUGUGUAUGCAGGAGAAAUGUCUGUCUCUGAUUACUAUGAGAGACAAAUUGAACUUCGUGCAGCAGAAAGUAAUGGGGUUGAUGAUGGUAGCUCUUGCACAAAAGGUCUUGUUCCUAAGAUACGUGGUGUGAGUUCUUCUUCAGCAAAUGUAAUCAGAACAUACAUGUGUACCACUGUUGACCAUUAUGCCUCCACCUAUGGUGAUAAAGGCUGGGGCUGUGGCUACAGAAAUAUGCAGAUGAUGCUGUCUUCAUUGCUGCAUCAUACAGGCUACAAUGAACAGCUGUAUAAGCCUUCUUUAGUUGGGGGUGGUCUCUAUGGGUUAGGUAACCGAUCCUGUGGUCUUGAGAUGCCUAGCCGUAGUGCCAUGCCAUCAAUCUCUCGUUUACAGCAACAUAUUGAAUGGGCAUGGAGUCAGGGCUUUGAUCUCCAGGGGAGUGAACAGCUUGGAGGAAAACUCUUCAAUACACGAAAGUGGAUUGGAGCAACUGAAGUAGUCACAGUUCUUUCUUCCCUUAGGAUACGGUGUCAGCUAGUAGACUUUCAUCGACCAACAAGUGCUGAUGGAAGUCAUCCUGAACUAUUUGGCUGGGUUUUGGAAUACUUUCAAAAGAAUGAAGAAUUCAAACCACCACUCUAUCUUCAGCAUCAAGGCCACAGCCGUACUAUAGUAGGUGUGGAACAGCUGAAAGAUGGAGGAAUAAAUCUCUUAGUGUUUGACCCCAGUCAUACACCACACCAAAUGGCUCAGUUCCAAAACACAUCAACUGCAGUAUCAGGCAUGCGCCUUAUACGGAAAUCCUUAGCUUCAAUGAAAGCUCGCCAGUACCAACUAGUAGCAGUAUGUGGUAUAAUGGAUACGGAACAUGAAUAUCAGCAAAGUAAAAUUCUGCGAUCAGUACGAGUCCCCCAAGAUCGAUGAUAACACAUAUUUUAUUAGUUGUGUAAUGUUUUCCAAUUUUCAGGAUUGCACCAAGGGUGUUAAAUUUGGUUUUGUACAAAGUUGUUUCAUACAAACUCUAUGAUCUCAUCAUCCGGAAAUUUAGAAACGAGACAUCUGACAGGGAUUAGUGCAAACAGUGAAUUAUGUGACAUGUUAGCGACAACAUCUGUGUACUUCCAGCGACUGCCAUUUGUAAAUAUAAUUUUAAAACGAUUGCCUUAGACAACUUUUUUCUUAUUUAUCAAAUGGGUACUAGGCCACAUUUUAAAAUGCCUUAUGUAUGUGAUUUUCUAGCUGUUUCUGGUAGUGUUGUUUGACAUUCAUUUAAAAUAUGGAAGCAAAGCAACAGCAACUAAUUUGAUGUCUGUGAUCUUUUCUUUGUUGAAUUGUGCAAAUGUGUACGUGUCAAGUAACUUCAAGAACAAGCUAUCAUUACUGUUAUCAAGAUCCUGAUAUCUGAAUUAAGGGGUGGAGUCAUCUACCAUUCUUUUAUGAGGUCUUAGUGACUUGCUUCAGGACUGGUUCAUAGGAAAAUCAAAAAUGUUACUAAUGGUAUUUUCUGCAUCUGUUGUAACCAUAUGUUAGAGGUGUAAAAACUGUGUGCUUCUUUGCAUGAUAGUUGUACUUCUGAUGUCAUUAUGUUAUCAUUUUAACUUUCAGUUAUUAUAUUUGUUUUUUUUACCAUCAUUGAUUCUAAUCUCUUAACACAUUGAAAAGAAUGGAAUUGUAGUUUGCCUGUGUUAGUGUUGUACUCAUUUUUCACUUUUCCUCUUGAAUAAGUAAGGCCAUAGAAACUAUAGGUAAAGUCACCAUCUUGUACUACAAGUAAUCUAAUUUGCUAUAUCGUGAUGGCAAAAGAAUAUCUAUGACAGUUGGCAGUACUGUUGCCAGGUUUCUAAUGUGAAAUAAGCAAUAGUUUUCUAGGACUGUGACAACAUUGAUGUGUUGCCAUACAGUCAUAAACAAAAUCACAUUAUGUGGUUGAUCAUGGUAAGUGUGCAAAGUAUUCAUACAAAUCCCAUUUUAAUUUUCAGCUGCUCACCAUACCAUAGUCAUGUCAUUCUUAUCUGCGUAUAAGAGAUGGUGGCAAGAUCUUGAUUACAGUACUGAAAAGUCCUGAAUUUCAAAUAAUAGUGAUGUGAGAAAAGGCUGCCAGUUACCUAUAAGUUUUUUGUUGCGAGCAGACUUACAGAAAAUAGAGAUAUCAAGUUGCUUCACCUGUUGAAUUUUGUCUUAUUCAAAUUGAAUAAUGUAUUAUAAACUCUCCCAAACACCCCCUUCUCCCCACACUCCCACCCACUUUCCCUCACUCUCGCUCCUCCCCAUCCCCCCCCCCCCUCUCUCUCUCUCUCUCUCUCUCUCUCUCUCUCUCUCUCUCUCUCUCUCUCUCUCUCUCUCUCUCUUCCCUUGGUUGUUGUGUGAAAGGUGGGUGUGUUGUUCUAAGAUGUGGAAGAUGGGAGGGGUGGUUUAGUUCCAGUGAAGGAAGAUGCAAUAGAGUGAGCAGUGGUUGCAGAGAAGAGAAUAAAACUAAAGUGAUAAAUCUUAUGGGAAGGGAAGACAGGUGCAAAUUAAUGUGCGUUUAGGAGGAACAGUAAGGAGGGAACAGGCAGCAGAAGUGACCAAAGAAGGAAAAAGAGGACUGAGGAAGGGGAAAAUAUUUAAGUUUGUUAAGAACAAUAAUAAUAAUUGUGACACACCUUUAAAAAGAAAUGUAAUCAAAAAGAUAGACCAUAAGAUGAAACUAAAAAACCCCCUUGUUUACAAAAUUACAAUGAGAAAUUGAAAUAGGAGUAUAAAAAGGAAGGAAGGAUGCAAGGGAGCAGAUAGAAGACUUGCAAUGGAGGCCAGAUAUAGAGAAUAUUCAAUUCAAAAGUGUCUUUAGAAUUUCUAAAGAAACAGUUCCCACCUGGGUAGUUCAGAGUAAUAGAUGCAGAAAGAUAUGAUCCAGAUGGCAAUGUCUGUGAAGCAGAUGGUUCAGUUGUCCAUGUUAUACUGACUAGCAUCCUCCAUGUUCUGAGGCUUAUGUUUGCCCUUUGGCAAACAUCCUUUCUCAGUCUCGUCCUCAAAUUUGUAAAUUUUUCCUUGGCUUUGUCCAUGGUGGCUGCCGCUAUGUCUAAAUCUUUUGCUCUCGUGAGCUCUAUUGCACUCUACUCCAUAUCAUCUUUCGCAAUUGUCUUCCGGUCAUCACACUUCACGUCUUGUCUUAAGCUUAAACCACCUCUCAUGCUGGUCAUGUCUCAUGAUCAUAAGUGUCUAUAUGUUUGUUUUUCUGAUAUCACCAUUCUGAAGAACAACAUUUUGAUACCACAGCAGAUAGUCAAUCAUGUUAUAGGUAACUGGUGAUGUCGAGCAAACCAAAAUUCAAGGUAGGUGCCAUUCUAUUGUCUGAUAGUAAGACUGCUUAGACGGCCAUUGUGUUCUUCAUGGCAUGUAAUUUUUUUUAGGUUUUCUUAAAUAUUGUUAAUGGAUACAACAACAAAUGUGAUUGUAAUAUCAUAAGAAACUUCCUCUUCACCAUACCCUAUAUCAGCAAUCGAUAUGAUAGUUGUCUUUCUGUUUGCCUUGGUCAUGCUGUACAGCAUAAUGCAGUACUAGAGAUUGUUAGGAAUUGUUGCUAGAUGAAUGAAUUUAAUAUCAAGUAUUUUCCUUGCUUGGCCCUGUACCUAGAAUGAUGAUUUUCCUCUCUUCCCCCUCCCUCCCAGUGUUACAUUUGUGUCAUAUUACAUAAACAAACUAUUAGAAGGAAGAAUAGACCAUGGAAUUGUGAUAUUUUACAGUGAAAAAUACACUGUAUACAAUAAAAAUAAAAACAGAAGCUAAAAUAACGUACUUUAUUUUGUAAAUGUUAUUAAUGGGGAAGGUGUUGUACAUUGUGUGUUCAUUAGCAAUCGUCUAACUGUUUGCUUGGAAUAAUUUGGAAAAAUGCAAAUUAUGUUGGUUGGAUCAUGCAUUGUUCACUACCUUCAUGAGCAAAUGUUACAGAGCCUAAACCGUGUAUAAAAAGAACAAACUGGGGGGGGGGGGGGGGGGGGGCAAAUUUAAACAUACCCACCCUAAUGGUGUAAAAGGAAAACAAUAAUGAUAUUUACCAUUGACAUUAUACACUCAAAACACGUAUCAACAUGUAUCACACGUGGCUUAACCUCAAUAUGAUAAGCUGAAAGUUCCUUUUCAAAUCCAUUGAGGGCCACAACUUUUAUGAAGUGCAUAUGGAUUUCAUCUAUGACAAAAAUCUGCACACACAUAAAAAAAAAUCAAGGUUGUAGCUUACUUCAGAUUCUGUACUUAUCUGUAACGUCACUGCACAAAUGACUGGAUGAGUUACUUGUUACAUAAGGCAAACAUAAGUUCAUACCAACUCUAUUAAUAUAAUUUGCUAAAAGAAACAAGCCUGUGAUUUUCAAACCAGGCUUUAUGAUGAAAACUGUUGUCACUCUUAAAAAAUAUCACUGCAUCAUAAGUUACAGUUUAUUAAAUGAGAGACAUAAAAUGUACCUUUUUAUGAGAAACAUUUUUUAAAUUUCAAGGCUUGUUAGCUAAGAUGUUUUCAUUACAAACAGAAUUACGUUUUUGAAAGGAGGAAAAGUGUAACUAUCUGGAAUCAAGAUAAGGGAAAGGGUCACUGAGUAUGCAAAUAAAAGCUCCUAACAAAACUAUACAGAUAGUUUUUUCAUUGAAGCCUAAAAUAUUAUAAAAUUAAAAGGAAAUAGAAGAAAGGGAUUACAUUUUAUGAAGUAAUAUUCCACUUUAAUAUUUUUUAGUACUGUCCAGUUAGUUGUUAUGAAAAUGUUCCAUAAAAUAGACAGAGCUGUGAUGAUGUAUGCUUUGCUUAAAUGGACUGAAGGAUAUCAUGAAAAGUAGGUAAAAUAUGGUAAUGACUGAGUAAAAGCAUGACAUAAUGCUAUAAUCCACAACAAAUAAAGGUAACGAUCCCUCUUUUCUUUUUUAGAGAAGGUACAAGUGUUUUUGAUGACAGCAUUCUCUCAUCAGGACGACAGCAAUAGAAAGUGAAAUAGUAGGUAUCUGUGUUUUACAAUUCUGAAUCUCCUAUUUGCUCCUUUUCCUCUCCUGAUGAGAAGACUGUCAAUAUCAUCCAGCUCUGAGAAUAAUUUUUUGUGUUGUUUCAGUAAACCUAAGCAUGACCUUUUUGACACCCGUUGCUUGUUUGGUUGCAUCAAUAUUUUUUCAUUCUUGAUUUUCCUAUACCUUAAAAAUUUCAACAAAUGGCAUGUAAAUACAAGAUCUGCUGAAUAAUGUACAGCUUAAAACUGUUUUAAAUAGAACUGUCAACAUGAGAAUGAUGGUUUACUACAGAUUGAUAUUAAAGAAUCAGGAAUGAUAAGUGACUAAGAGAAAUAUGUAAAAGCAUGUAUAAAGAAAAUAGUUUCAUGCAUUGGAUGUUUUUGAUAUCCAUUUUAUUUUUAUUCUGUUUGCCACAAUGUUUGGGUGUGUAGCCAUUUUCAAAAAAAAUGUUUCACUCAUAUUUUGAAAAAAAUGUUUAACCCCUUUCCAUGAAGAAGGCAAAGCCAUGAUGACCUGUGCUUAGCUUAAAUGAACUGAGAGAGAUUGUAAAAAGUAGAUAGAAGAUGCUAGCGACUGGAUAAAAGUAUGACACAAUGGUAUAUUAACAACAGAGGAAGGUAAAGAGCCUCUUUGUCAUUGAUUGAGGAGGUACUAGAGUAUAUGAUGAUGGCAUUCUCUCAUCAGGACGGCUGUAAAAUAUAUAAUGAAAAAAAAUGAAUGAAAUGGUACAUAUCUCUGGUUUACAAUUCUGACUAUUAUAUUUUCAUUUGAGUAUGACUGUAAACCAAAACAUAUGUGAUCAAUUGGUUAAACCCUUUGCUUUAAUGGCUACACAGCCAAAGUGUUGUAAUAUACAAAAUAAAAAAAAUGGAUAUAAAGAAACAGUGCAGGAAACUGUGGACCUUGUUGCAACUAAAAGCACAUAGAUAUAUUUGUUUUUCCCAAAUUUUUUAACAGUUGCAACAUUUUGUGCUGAAUCAACAAUCAUGGUUGAAAUAAAUAUUCCUGUGAGAUCCUACACUUUUGUAACGCCAUUUUAAAUGAAGAAAUGAACAUUACAUUAAAUUCAACAAGUCUUGUAAACUAUAUACAUAUAUCACUGGCUGAAUCUUCUGAAACCCCUAUGCACAAUGAACAUGUAAUGAAGCUUGUUCUUCCACAUACAGAUAUAUUCAAGAGUUAAUUUGAAUAAUGUUUAAAGCUGAUGAAUGGUGUUCAUUUUUUUUACUCACAAGUUGUAACUCCUGCUGUCUUCGAGUGCCUUCUUUGACUCGUAUAAUCCUUUGUGGUAACACUCUUAUGGCUAAAAUUGUUGUGUCAAACUUAAAUGCUACAGAAUUUUGUAAAUGAGAUGUGCUUUUUAUUGAAAGGAAUCAGAGAUGAUGAAAGAAGCUAGAUUUUUUUGUGAGCAUAUGGGGAGCAGCAGAUGCUAUUGUACAUAAAUCUGCCAUUAGUGCCUUUUAGCAUCUGAUUUAAAAUUCAUGAACGGCUCUGUUAACCAACUAUCAGUUACAGCUGUGUACUCAUUUUCAAGCUCAUGCAUGAUAAUGCACUGAAAUUAUCAAAAUAAAAGCAUAGUUCAUAUUAAUUAAAUGAAAACAGAAUACAGAGAAACACCAAGUGCAAUGAAACAUAAAGUCUAGGGAAAAAUGUAUCUGCCACAAACCUUACAAUCCCAUAAUCUAUUGCUUUGAUAUGUGCUUGGUGCUUGAAUGUACUUGUUCUAUCAAUUUUAGCACGUCACAAUUGAAGAUAUUGGCAUAAAAAUUGAAACUAUUAUAUCCAUAUAGCUCCAUACGCAUGCGUGUACACACACACACACACACACACACACACACACACACACACACACACACACACACACACAGACAGACAGACAGACAGUGUGUGUGUGAGAGAGAGAGAGAGAGAGAGAGAGAGGAACUGUCUCUGAAAAUGCAACCUCCUAAUAUCAGAUGUGCCUUCCACACUUGAUUGUCCACUUACAGCCUUCCAAACAUUAUGCAGUUGCAAAAUUACCUUUGUCAUUAUCUCCAUUCCCAAAUGUUGAUUGUGCCCGAGUCUGCAUUAGUAUUGCUCAUUGCAUUUUCAUCAUCCAGCACUCUAUUGUUCUCUUUUGUUCAGCACUGUAUUUCUCUCAUUUUGAAUUCCUAUUUGUGGGUGCAAACUUUUUUUAGAGAAUUGUUUUACAACCAAUAGUCUUCUUAUAAAUUAAGUAGUCAUCAUCGGAUGUUAUUCAUUCUCCCAUAAUCCAUUUUUUACAUAAUCCCAUUCAUAAUUUAAUAUAUUAUCAGUGUGUUCACUUCCAGUAACUUCUUAUGUCAGCUGUUCAGGCAAGAACAUUUGGUUAAUAAUGCCAGAGAUGUUUAUUACAAAGUACAAAUGUCUUUGAUUCUUUGCCAAAAUUAUUAAACCAGACAGAGAAUGUUAUUUGUAAGUACUUGUACAAUAAUCUUUAUUGCUCUAUUCAGUGAAAUUACAGAAUGAUUUAUACAUAUACUUUGUGUAUAAAAAUACAGCCUGUUUGUAAAUAUGUUGGACAUAAAUGUUAAAAGUUGCUGUGGUCAGAAACAGUUACAGGCCUCACAUCACAACUUCACUCAGUGUUACAUUCUUUGAUGCACUUUUAUUUUCUGUUGUUGAAGUGAUUUAGAAACAAUUUGCAUUUAUCAUGCAUUGUGCUACUCUUUAUUUUAAACUGUACAUUUGUGAAUAAAUAAAUUACAGAAUUUAUUAAAUGUAUGUUCAAAACAAUGUAGUUAAUAUAUGCAUUCAUUCUCAACUUUUUAUGCGUGCACGUCAUGCAACAUGUGACUGCUGUUUCAUACCUUUACUUGCAGUUAAUCAAAAAACUUAUGUUAACAUUUUAUUGAAAAUAUGCCUGGUGUUAAAGUGCAGUCUCAUUGUUUGGCAUCAUGUACCAGCGUUGUAAAUUUCUAAUUAAACAACGAAUUGUUAAAUAUAUACUGGUCAGAAAACUUA
Molecule: messenger RNA, 9859 nt
Organism: Schistocerca gregaria
Lineage: Eukaryota; Metazoa; Arthropoda; Insecta; Orthoptera; Acrididae
Product: zinc finger-containing ubiquitin peptidase 1-like
Exons: 11
Coding region: 839-2833 (664 amino acids)
Source: RefSeq, a predicted model, not a curated record